AUGGAUAUGGGAGAUAGUAUGACCAUGGGCGGUGCCCCGUCAGAUUCUCCGCUGAAUGCUUCUGGCAUUGAUUUCUCAAAUGACACUCAAGCCUCCACGUUCCUGGGACAAAUUCUCGACGACGCCGAAUUUCAAAUCGACGGAAACAUGUAUGCGAGAAACUUCUGGUAUGGGGUUUGUGGAGUCAUUGCAAUAUGCGCCAUCUUCAACGUCCUGCAAAAGGCUACGUUCAACACAAGAAUGAGAGCUGCUGCUGCGAACACAACUCGGCCAGCUUCACCAUCCAAUUUCUUCUCGAGCUGUAUAGCUUGCAUAACAGCUAUCUCUCGAGAAGCAGGCUACGCCCAGUACACGCCACGGAAUAGUCGAUUCUUCAAGGUGCCACCGGUUGGGACCAUCGUACUUCUGGUUGUGUACUUAGCUUGGGUUAUUCUCCUGGAAUUUGUGAAUAACAACGUGGAAGGAGCACAGCACUUUACUUCCCUCGGAGUUAGAGCUGCGUGGCUAGCAGUUGCGCAAGUUCCACUGCUGAUAUUGUUGGCUGGCAAGAACAACCUCAUUGGACUAGCUACUGGUGUGUCCUACGAACGACUGAAUGUCAUCCACCGAUGGGUAUCGAGAGUCCUGCUCUUCCUCGUCACUCUACAUGUGAUCUUCCUACACCUCUCAUGGAAUGCUUACGACUUGGGACCCCUUGAAUAUUCAACGGAUUCUUGCAUUCCCACAGGUUGGGCAACAUAUGCAAUCCUCAUCUGGAUGAAUAUUAGCACUGUUGCCCCUAUUCGUAACUUCUCUUACGAGUUUUUUGUCGUUCAGCAUAUCCUUACCUUCUUCGGCUUCAUCAUCGCGGUAAUGAUGCAUCUACCGUCCACAGCUCUCUAUAGCAGAGUAUAUAUCUACAUACCAAUCGCUCUCUACCUCCUAGAUAGGCUCGCUCGGUCUGGUAGAUACGCCUGGAAUAACAUCCGUCCAGGACGUGCGACGUUGACAGCGCUAGAAGGAGGUGUAACAAGAGUACGGAUUCAAAGCAAAGCCGUCAAGAACUGGGCCCCCGGGUCCCACGUCUUCCUCUCAAUACCUAAAUUCGGCAUUGGACAGUCCCAUCCGGCCACUAUCGCUUCGACACCCGACUCACACGGAGGAGACUUGGUCUUCAUCCUCAAAAGCCACAAAGGAUUCACAUCCCGUCUUCUCAACUCCACCUCCAACUCUAGCACGUCGCUCCUUCCAACCGAAGAAGCAUCCCGCACAGAAGAUUCCCACAUGGCACUCAUCGAUGGCCCAUACGGAAACUCGCACUCGGACUUUGCAGGCUUCGACAGCAUCCUUCUGAUCUCCGGCUCCACAGGAACAUCUUUCACCCUCCCCAUCCUCCUCGAUAUCUCCCGUCGCGCCCAGCAGGCCAAACUCCCACUCAAACGCAUCACGUUCCUCUGGAUUGUCAAGAACACCUCUUGGACUGCAUGGACAGCAUCAGAGCUCACCACAGCAGCCGACGCUCUCUACGCCGCUGGUAUCGAAAUCGAUAUCCGCAUCCACGUCACAUGCGAUGAGAAUUUCACCAACGGUGACACUGGAGAUGAAAACAAGGAAUGCGGAUGCGCAUGCGACAAGAGCGCCGGUCCUUGCUGCUGCGUCCAAGUCCCCGAAGAUGGCGACAGUAUUCAAGAAGUCGACGAGAAAACCGUCGUCCCCGCCGAAGGAAAAAAGGACGACGCCCAAGUCAACAUCCAAUCUCGGUCCGAGUCUCUCUCUUCCGGCACGAAGUCCAAGAUCUUGCCAUGUGCUACAUUCCACAGCGGCCGCCCGGAGUUCUACGACUUGUUGUGGGAUAUCUUGGAGAACGCCGAGGGAGAGACGGGAGUAGCUGUGUGUGGACCCCUGGGGUUGAACGCGGAUGUUCGGAGGACAGUCGUUAGAUGUAGUGAUGAGCGUGCUGUGCACAAGGGGACUGGAGCCCAGGGCAUCUAUCUACACGCCGAGUGUUUUGGAUGGUAA
Molecule: messenger RNA, 1998 nt
Organism: Lachnellula hyalina
Lineage: Eukaryota; Fungi; Ascomycota; Leotiomycetes; Helotiales; Lachnaceae
Product: Ferric/cupric reductase transmembrane component
Exons: 1
Coding region: 1-1998 (665 amino acids)
Biological process (GO): copper ion import; intracellular iron ion homeostasis; iron ion transport
Cellular component (GO): plasma membrane
Molecular function (GO): ferric-chelate reductase activity
Source: RefSeq, a predicted model, not a curated record